GGAUUUCAAGGGAGAAGGACUGCUCCUCGUUAAGCAUCCAGAAUGCCAUUCAUAAACAUAGAAGACCUGACAGACAAGGACAAGGCUCUAAUGGAAGUAAACCAACUUAAAACUGAAAUAAAACUGGAAAGGUGGUUGACAUCUAAGUGCUGUGAGGAAAUCAAGGCAUACAUUCAGGCUGCAGAGGAAGAGGACGUCCUUUUCAAAGGCAUUGCAGAGGAUAAGAAUCCCUUCAAGGAAAAAGGUGGCUGUGUCAUCUCCUAAACUGAACCUGAGGAGCUUUUCAUAUCUCAGAUUAGCACCAAAGAACAUUCUCCUUCCCCCUCAUAAAAUGGAUUUGCAGUCUGAGAAGACUUGAGGGAUAUAAUAAAAAGAAAGAUAUUACAAAAGUUCCCAUGUAAACUAUUCCCCCUCUUCUAGGAGGAUGUAUAGCCUUAUAAAAGUAUUCUUUGAAAAGAUGCAAUAAAAAAAGUAGUAUUUGGCAUGGUUAUGUAA
Notothenia coriiceps (black rockcod) is the source of this 495-nucleotide messenger RNA. RefSeq names its product guanine nucleotide binding protein (G protein), gamma transducing activity polypeptide 1 (gene gngt1). Gene Ontology annotation, molecular function: G-protein beta-subunit binding. NCBI's taxonomy places the organism in Eukaryota, Metazoa, Chordata, Actinopteri, Perciformes, Nototheniidae. The coding region runs from base 43 to 264 and encodes 73 amino acids. The record is from RefSeq and is a predicted model, not a curated record. Gene Ontology annotation, biological process: G protein-coupled receptor signaling pathway. Gene Ontology annotation, cellular component: heterotrimeric G-protein complex. The transcript is spliced from 3 exons.